UGGGAGUUGAAGUCCGUGCGCGAGGCCGCGCCCGCCCUCAGCCCCCCGCACCGCCAGUCUCACCUCCUCGGGGGCAGAGACCUCCAGGACAGUGCUGAAUUGAAGAGGCUCAAGGGACUUCCUUGCCCUGCUCCUGACCUCAGAAGGAAGCCUGCAGACUUUCACUGUCAGAUGGAGGACGGAGGCUCCGCGGCCUUUGAAGAGAACCAGAGGUCCCUAUGUGGGAGCUCCUCCUUGCCAGCGCCCACAGAGAGCCCCUCUGCGCAGACCACUGCCUCCGAGCCCAACAAGUCCUUGUCCUCGGCCCGCAGACAUCUGAGCAGAAGGAAUGGGCUUUCGAAACUCUGCCAGAGUAGGAUGGCGCUCUCAGAAGACAGAUGGAGCUCCUACUGUUUGUCAUCGUUGGCUGCCCAAAAUAUUUGCACCAGCAAACUGCACUGCCCAGCCACGCCUGAGCAGGCGGACCUGGCCGGGUCCCUGGGCAGCACGUCCUGCUGCUCCCUGCUGCGCGGCUUGCCCUCAGGGUGGUCUGUGCCCCUGCUCCCAGCCCCCGUGUGCAACCCGAACAAGGCCGUCUUCACUGUGGACGCCAAGACUACGCAGAUCCUGGUUGCCAAUGACAAAGCCUGCCAGCUCCUGGGGUACAGCAGCCACAACCUGAUCGGCCAGAAGCUCACGCAGUUCUUCCUGAAGCCAGAUUCCGAUGUGGUGGAAGCCCUCAGUGAGGAGUGCGUGGAGGCCGAUGGGCGCGCUGCCGUUGUGUUCGGCACAGUGGUGGACAUUGUGAGCUGCAGCAGGGAAAAGAUUCCGGUGUCCGUGUGGAUGAAGCGGAUGAAGCAGGAACACAGCCUCUGCUGCGUGGUCGUGCUGGAGCCCGUGGAGAGGGUCUCGGCCUGGGUUGCCUUCCAAAGCGAUGGAACCAUCACGUCAUGUGACAGCGUCUUUGCUCAUUUGCACGGGUACGCGUCUGGGGAGGAAGUGGUCGGGCAGCGCAUCACAGACCUGGUCCCUUCUGUGCAGCUCCCUCCACCUGGCGAGCAUGUCCCAAAGAAUCUCAAGAUUCAGAGGUCUGUUGGAAGAGCCAAGGAUGGCACCACGUUCCCUCUGAGCUUAAAACUGAAAUCCAAACCCAGUAGUGAGGAGGCUGAAGAUGGCAAGGCGGCCCCCAAAUGGGGUUACUCGGCAUCCAUCUGGGUGUUCUCCACCAUCAGCGGUCUCAUCACCCUCCUGCCAGAUGGGACCAUUUACGGCAUCAACCACAGCUUUGCGCUGAUGCUGUUCGGCUAUGGGAAGACAGAGCUCCUGGGCAAGAACAUCACCUUCCUGAUUCCUGGUUUCUACCACUACAUGGACCCCGCAUAUGACAGUUCCCUGCCGCUGCCAGACCUGGCUGACUGCCUGGACAUUGGCAGCCAGAGUGGGCCUGGGGAGACGACUGUGGACCCCCGGCAGGGCUGGAACCUGGCCAGCGCAGCCGAGGAUCCAAGUGUUGACGUUGUGCUAGCUGGUGACCACAUUCUGCCACGAGAUGAGACCCUAAAGCUAGUGGGCAGCCAAGAAGCCUUCACUGGGACCCAGGCCCAAGCGGAUACUGGAGGCCAUCUCCCUUCUUCCCUCCCAUCUCCCCCAGCUCCGGGGGUGGACAGCAUCCCAGAAGGAAGCCCACCAUCCCAGGAACGGUCAUUGCCCAAGGACCAGCAAAACAUCCCAGAAAGAAGCCCACCAUCCCAGAAACAGUCAUUGUUCAAGGACCAGCAAAACAUCCCAGAAGGAAGCCCACCAUCCCAGGAACAGUCAUUUCCCAAGGACCAGCAAAACAUCCCAGAAGGAAGCCCACCAUCCCAGGAAUGGUCAUUGUUCAAGGACCAGCAAAACAUCCCAGAAGGAAGCCCACCAGCCCAUGGCCAACGGUGGUUGUCCGAGGACCAGCAAAACAUCCCAGAAGGAAACCCACCAGCCCAGGAGCAGUCACUGCCCGAGGACCGGUGGAACAUCUCAGAAGGAGGCCCCCCAGCCCGUAGCCAACAGUCACUGCCUGAGGACCAGCGGAAUGCUGUCUUGGAGAAAGAGGAAGCUGCAGCAACAGAGAGCCUCAGACAGGACCUUUUGGGAGGAAGCAGGUCUGACCCAGGGAGCACAAAACCAUUUGCUUCACGUAGAGGAGAUUCUGAAACUCCAGCCCCCACUGAGGACAGGAGCAGGAAUGUUGAAAUGUGUGGCCCGUAUCAGGAAGCACAGCUGGAACGGAUGGGCUCGAGCAGUGCCAGCAAUUCAAACAUUCGGGCUGAUGCGGCCAUGCUUGAGCCGUGUGCCGUGGGCCAGCCGGCGGGGCUGAGCAUCCCGAUGCACUGCGCUGCAUACUCGGGUGAGCAGAGGGCACAGCAGGGGAGCCGGGACUCGGCCCCCAGCCCCUCUGGGAUGCUGCGGCUCUCGUUCUCGACGCCUACUUUGGAUGAGCCGUGGCUGGGAGCGAAGAAUGACAGAGAAGAGCUGCAGACGUGCUUAAUUAAGGAGCAGCUGUCCAAAUCGAGCUUCUUGGGACCUCUGGGUGUCUCCUAUGUCGAGCUGGUCCCAGCAGAGCACCCCCGGUUCUCUGCCCCUGUGUCGCUGUGUGACCUGCAAGGCAGAGACCUGCACAGCAGCCGCACGGGCAGCUCCUCAGCCUAUUACGCGCUAGCCACAGACCUCCCUGGCGUCCUGGAUGCAGUGGAGGCCCAGGAAGCCCAGGAGGCCGACGCAAAUUCGUUCUCCUGGAACCUCAGGGAGCGCUUUUUCAGCGAAUGGACAGACCGAACUUCUUCAAACUGUUCCUGCGCUACGUCUGAGCUCACGGGGACGACCUCUCCUUUGCUGGUGGGGUCAGACGUCGAUGUGAGCAGUUUGCAGGGGCAGAGCUCAGAUGUUCUGGACGAUAGAGAGCUGUUACUGCUGACUGGCACCUGUUUCGGUCUUGGUGAAGGCCGGCGGUUCCGUGAGAGCUGUCUGGGACUUGAUGGGACAGAACCAUCUGAGACAUGUGUGGUGUCCUCUGAACACUAUGAAGUGAAUGGCAGAGAAAGCCCGGGCUGCGUCCCUCCCGUGUCAGGAGCCAGUCCCGUGGAUGCGUGCCCAUCAGAGGAGCCCAGGCUCGGCAAAAUCCAGGUCACCUCCACACCUGUGAAAGGGGACAGCUCAGUGACACCCGGGGCCACCAGCCUGCAGCAUGAGAUCCAGGAGGGCACCUAUGCGGGGAGCUGUUACCACCGAGAUGGCUCGCGGCUGAGCUGCUCUGGUCUCAAGUCCCCGCUCUGGGAGGAUGAUGACCAGGCCCUUCAACUGCCCCUUGGAGGUGUGCAGUUUGAGGUGAAGCGAGUGGAGCUCCAAGGUUCCACCACCCUGUUCUGCUGCUGGCUGGUGAAAGACCUCCUCCACAGCCACCGGGACUCGGCCACACGGACCCGCCUGCUCCUGGCCAGUCUGCCCAGCUCCAGCCACUCCAUGUGCGAGCUGCCUGGAUCCAGCCUGGGGGAAAUGCUCAAAACCAAAUCUUGGUUGGAGGAGUCCCCCAAGGCUGUAGAACUGGAAGGGCUGGCGGCCUGCGAGGGUGCAUACUCCCACAAGUACAGCACGCUGAGCCCGCUCGGCAGUGGGGCCUUUGGCUUUGUGUGGACCGCAGUAGACAAGGAAAAAAAUAAGGAGGUGGUGGUGAAGUUCAUUAAGAAGGAGAAGGUUUUAGAGGAUUGUUGGAUUGAGGAUCCCAGAUUUGGAAAAGUUACUUUAGAGAUUGCCAUUCUGUCCAGGGUGCAGCACGCCAAUAUCAUCAAGGUAUUGGAUGUAUUUGAAAACCAAGAAUUCUUUCAGCUCGUGAUGGAGAAGCAUGGCUCUGGCCUGGACCUCUUCUCCUUCAUCGACCACCAUCCCAGCCUUGACGAGCCCCUGGCGAGUUACAUCUUCCGACAACUGGUGUCGGCGGUGGGAUACCUGCGCUCGAAGAGCAUCCUUCAUCGGGACAUCAAGGACGAGAACAUUGUGAUUGCUGAGGACUUCACAAUUAAGCUCAUAGACUUUGGCUCUGCUGCCUACUUGGAAAGGGGCAAACUAUUUUAUACCUUUUGUGGAACAAUCGAGUACUGUGCACCCGAAGUUCUCAUGGGAAAUCCUUACCGGGGGCCGGAGCUGGAGAUGUGGUCGCUGGGAGUCACGCUGUACACACUGAUCUUUGAGGAGAACCCCUUCUGCGAGCUGGAGGAGACCAUGGAGGCUGCGAUAAACCCCCCGUACCUAGUGUCAGAAGAUCUCAUGAAGCUCGUGUCUGGGCUGCUGCAGCCUGUCCCCGAGCAGCGUACCACCUUGGAGAAGCUGGUGGGAGACCCCUGGGUGACGCAGCCCGUGAACCUUGCUAACUACACCUGGGAUGAGGUGUAUCGAGUAAACAAACCAGAAAGUGGAGUUCUGUCCACUGCGAGCCUGGAGAUGGAGAGCAGGAGUCCGAGCGAGGUGGCUCAGGCCCUGGACUGCCCAGAGCCCUGGGCCCCAGGGGAGGCCCCUGACGGCUGCUGAGCACUCGCUUCCUGCUGCUCUUCUGCACUCAGUUAGGAAACCAUCUUGUUUCCAGGCCCUUCCAUUCAGAGAAAGGAACUCUGCAAGAAUUAGGCCCAACUCACCUUCUAAAGACUCAUAUGCAAGUUUGAGAAAUGCCAGAACAAAAGCCAGUGAUACGAUAUUCUUUUAGGUUUAUAAAAUAGACUUGGACUUCAUUUUUUUCUUGACUUUGAAAAAGCAUUCUAGUGUUCACUUGAGUUUUGUCCUAUUAAAGGGCUUUCAGUUCAUGAACUUCAGAAAGGCACAGCAGAGAGUGUUGCUUCUCUUCCUGCUGUUGUACAUGUGCAUACAUUUUUGUUUCCUUUCACUUGGUACAUGCUCCUCUGAUGUGUGGACUUGGCAGAGCUGGUUCCCCAAAUGACCGGACUAUUUCAUUAACAUAUUUCCUCGAACAUAUCCCAAAUUACAGCAAUUUUGUAAACAAUACCCUGCCUCAGAUGGUGUGAAUUCUCCCACAAUGCUGGUGUGCGAGGCACUUCCAUUUGUGCACCCACUUGCCACAGCUGGAGAGAGGGUCAGCCUCACUCAUUUUGGGGGUCCCUCCCACGGGGGCCUAGUCUAAGGAGAGUGGAGGCUGUGUUGUUCUCAGGCACUUCCCUUCUCCCUGCGCACCACUCUCCAGGGCCGGCCCACUGUCUGUCUGGGCUGUGCUGCACAGUGGGCUCCAUGGCAGGACUCGGCUGUCCACCCACGACACCUUCUCAGCAUCCCCUGACAUCCUGUAGCCAGCCCCAGGCCCCAACUCUGCGACUAUGUGGGGGGAUUCCAGCCCCAGGCCCCACCUUUGGUACUGUGGGGUGUCCAGCCCCAGGCUCCACCUCUGUGACUAUGUGGGGAUGUCUAGCCCCAGGCCCCACCUCUGUGACUAUGUGGGGAUGUCCAG
This is a messenger RNA of Equus quagga, 5464 nucleotides long. It is a transcript of the gene PASK, whose product is annotated as PAS domain containing serine/threonine kinase. Gene Ontology annotation, biological process: intracellular signal transduction; negative regulation of glycogen biosynthetic process; protein phosphorylation. Gene Ontology annotation, molecular function: ATP binding; protein serine/threonine kinase activity. Gene Ontology annotation, cellular component: cytosol; cytoplasm; nucleus. Lineage: Eukaryota; Metazoa; Chordata; Mammalia; Perissodactyla; Equidae. The record is from RefSeq and is a predicted model, not a curated record.